Messenger RNA from Alternaria arborescens, 1164 nucleotides. RefSeq lists its product as hypothetical. The transcript is spliced from 3 exons. The coding region runs from base 1 to 1164 and encodes 387 amino acids. Lineage: Eukaryota; Fungi; Ascomycota; Dothideomycetes; Pleosporales; Pleosporaceae. The record is from RefSeq and is a predicted model, not a curated record.
AUGGCAAACUAUGAGAUCGCGGACGUGCGGAAUCCAGGACAUGCAGCUACUUUGAAGUUCACUAUCGGUCUCUGUUUAUGCUAUACACUAUGUGUAGCAUGUCUGCGCGGGUUUAUUCGAUGGGGAGCCUAUGGUAUUGAUGAUCUCUUCGUGCUACUAUCGGGGAUAUUCGCGCUUAGUUUCUUCGGCAUCGUCUUUGCGUCCAUAUCUGCGGGACUUGGUCACUCGAUAAAUGACUUGGAUCUCAAUUCUGCUGCUAUCGAAAAAUUCAAUGACUACACGAUAGCUGGCAACGUCCUUUGGAUCAUCUCGCUAUGCGUUUCAAAGGCCGCAAUCGUCGCCAUGCUCUUACGUACGACACAAACUACAUUUCACAGAAGAUCUCAGUACUCUGCUGGUGCUCUGGUAAUUGCUCAGUGUUUAACGUCCAUCCUGCUUCUGACUGUAAAGUGCUCAGCUCAGUACGAGCUGGCAUGGAGCAUAACCGCCGCGAACCCCGAGUGUCCCCAGGCGGAGAGAAGAUGGUAUGCCCUAACGGCUCUGGACGUCAUGACGGAGGCUCUUCUACUAUUUCUCCCCAUUCAACUGGUAUGGAACUUGCAGAUGACUUUCCGAACAAAAUUCAUCGUUGUAUCAGCAUUUUGGCUGCGAUUACCAACCCUCGUGUUCUCUGCUCUUCGCCAGAGGGAGAUACUCAGACUUGCUGCUUCGUCCGACAUCCCGCUUGCAGCUGCGAUGGUGGUCAUCUGGCAGGCCAUAGAACUCUCAUUUUCCCUCGCUGCAGCUACAAUCGCUGCGCUCAAGCGAUUCACGGAAUCUCUCAGCACCGGGUUCGGUCAUGGUGAGCUCAUGCGCAUACACGGGUCGUCUCAAGGAUACAAGUUGUCAGCCCGAAGUGCUACAUCGAGAAGCACGAGGGAAUCACGGAACAAGCUAUCUCGCUCGAAUGCGCUCGACAUCUCUAUCGAUACAGUCUCGUCCCAGGAAGAAUCCAGUCUUGAACAACAUGUGACGCGAAUGAAGCUUAGGCCUGAAGCACUUCAGAACACAGCUGUAGUCUCAUCGCCUUCGAAAAACUUAGCCCUUCCCAGUAGGAAAAGAAACAUGUCAGGAUCAGAGAACAACAUUAUUCGUCAAGUACAGUACUCUGUUCAUUACGACUAG